AUGGCGCCGCACGAGCUCUGCACCGUGACAGCUGCUGCUGACGUGCCAGACGAUUUCAAAGCGCUCGCCACCGCGUGGCCUCUGUGGGACUCCAAGACACACCCGCAGAAGCCUCGCGGUUCUGGGAAGUUUCGCUUUGAUUACAACGGCACCUACGCGUCUGAGCGUGUGCUCAUCAUGUCGGGAGCGGCAACGCUCAAGCCUACCGACGGCUCACCUUCGUUCGACAUCAAGGCAGGCGACGCCGUCACCUUUUGGAACGGCUUCUCCUGCGACUGGCGCGUAACGAAGCGAAUGACAAAGCACUAUGCGUACUACAGUGAAGACGGCAAACCUGAGGAGGAGUACGAGACUGGCAUCGCGUGCGACAUGUGCAGCGCCGACUGCUUCGCCGAAUCCUAUCUCUUCGAGGAGAUGGAUAUCUGCCCGACGUGCUUCAAGAAGGAUGAGGCCCGCUUCGAGGGGGCGGAGCACCAAAAGGAGGGAGAAGCCGUGCCGGCCGAGCAGCCCCAAAAGAAGCGGAAACAGAAGGCGUGA
Emiliania huxleyi CCMP1516 is the source of this 537-nucleotide messenger RNA. RefSeq lists its product as hypothetical. Bases 1 to 537 code for a protein of 178 amino acids. Lineage: Eukaryota; Haptophyta; Isochrysidales; Noelaerhabdaceae. The transcript has a single exon. The record is from RefSeq and is a predicted model, not a curated record.